Molecule: messenger RNA, 1396 nt
Organism: Trematomus bernacchii (emerald rockcod)
Lineage: Eukaryota; Metazoa; Chordata; Actinopteri; Perciformes; Nototheniidae
Gene: dmbx1a
Product: diencephalon/mesencephalon homeobox 1a
Exons: 5
Coding region: 206-1372 (388 amino acids)
Biological process (GO): regulation of transcription by RNA polymerase II
Molecular function (GO): DNA-binding transcription factor activity, RNA polymerase II-specific; RNA polymerase II transcription regulatory region sequence-specific DNA binding
Source: RefSeq, a predicted model, not a curated record
ACGGACUUGAAGUGAAGAAACAGACUCUGGAUGACUUUUACUUUGUCCACACUCCUUCUCUUACUGUCGGACAAAAGGACAGACAGCAGUGGGCAUUAAAAACAAACCGCAGCGGAAGAGAAACCUGACAGCGCCGCUCGGACUCUACUGAGGGAACUGACGGAGAAUACAACGGUCUCCACAAGAGGUAUAGCGACCUCCCAGCAUGCAGCACUACGGGGUGAACGGCUACUCUCUGCACGCCAUGAACUCGCUGAGCGCCAUGUACAACCUGCACCAGCAGGCCGCGCAGCAGGCGCAGCACGCGCCCGACUACCGGCCAUCCGUGCACGCGCUCACACUGGCAGAGAGACUAGCUGACAUCAUCCUGGAGGCUCGCUACGGCUCUCAGCACCGCAAACAGCGCCGCAGCCGCACGGCCUUCACCGCACAGCAGCUCGAGGCGCUGGAAAAGACCUUCCAGAAGACACACUACCCGGAUGUGGUGAUGAGAGAGCGACUGGCCAUGUGCACCAACCUGCCCGAGGCCCGCGUGCAGGUUUGGUUCAAAAACCGCAGAGCCAAGUUCCGUAAGAAGCAGCGCAGCCUGCAGAAAGAGCAGCUUCAGAAGCAGAAGGAAGCCUCAGGAGAAGGAGGAAGCGAGAAGGAGGAUGCAGCUCCCUCCACAACGGUCCUUCCUGACACCCAACUCCCUCCUCCCUCCUCCUCCUCCUCUUCUCUGGAGACAGAGGGUGCUGGGGUCUGUCCCGAACCCCUGGACAUCGAACUGAAUGUCACAUCAGCAGAACACUCUGGCAGCGAGUCUGCGACAGAGGACAAUGCCACAGAUAAGGAGGACGAGGGUAAAUCUCAGAGAGAGGAGAUGAAGUGUGAGAGAGCAGCGACUCCUGAGGACAGAUCUCCAGGUUGCAAAAGACUCAGCCCUAAACCAGACUCUCCUUUCGUCUCUCCGUCAGUGACGCCCUCCUCCUCCAGCGGCGGCAUGUCCAGCGCUGGCCCCCUCCCUCAGAGCCACUCUUACUCUUCCUCCCCCCUCAGCCUGUUCCGUCUGCAGGAGCAGUUCCGUCAGCACAUGGCCGCCACCAACAACAUGGUGCACUACCCUGCCUUCGACCUCUCCGCCCCAUCUUCACUCCCCUACCUGGGGAUGAAUGUUAACAUGCCCCCCGCCCCGCUGGGCUCUCUGCCCUGCCAGUCUUACUACCAGUCCCUGUCCCAUCACGCCCAGCAGGUGUGGGGCAGCCCCCUGAUGCAGGCGCCGGCUGCGGGCGGCCUGGCCAGCCACAACAGCAAGACCACCAGCAUCGAGAACCUGCGUCUGAGAGCCAAACAGCACGCCGCCUCGCUGGGACUGGACACAAUGUCUAACUGAGGAUCAGAUUGUAUGGAGGACAAA